Molecule: messenger RNA, 1379 nt
Organism: Daldinia caldariorum
Lineage: Eukaryota; Fungi; Ascomycota; Sordariomycetes; Xylariales; Hypoxylaceae
Exons: 1
Coding region: 315-1223 (302 amino acids)
Source: RefSeq, a predicted model, not a curated record
GCAACGCUAGCUCUCUGCUGCUGUCUCUGUUACCUUAGCCCUACAUCCAUACAAACAUAACUUACACACCUAUUUACACUUACAUGUCCUACAUAUAUGCAUUCAUAUAAACAUUAUGCAUAUAAUUAUCUAUAUUUUAGGGCUAUAUCUUGAAAGGAGGUUAGCUAUUCUCAAUUAAGAUUACCUGCCGUGCUAAAUUUACCGGUUUAGAUAUUUUGAGUAAAUUCGAAAAAAAAGGGCGGUCCCCUCUCUCCCCUUUCAAAAAGUGAACUUUGGGAAAAACACCCCCGUAUACCUCCUAUGCUCUCCCGAACAUGAAGGACAGGCUCCAAUCAUCGACGAGCUUCGAGUUCAUAAGAUUUAGUCUCGAAGAGCCUUCUGCUCCUUCUCCUUCUCCUUCUCCUUCUCCUGACCAUGACCAGCAGAACCUGUCCGUAGAGAGGGAUGCCUUCUGGAGCUACUGCGGUCCCUUGCUUUCCACCUUAGAUGACCUCCCGGCUAGCUUCCACGACUGGACCCGUGCCGCGCUGUCCGGGUCCUUGCUUCCGCUGCUGCUCCCCUUCCUCACCUUCGUCAACAAGUUCAUCCGCGCGAAUGGCCUCGACCACUACUGGCUCACCAUCCGCGCGACGAAAGCGACCACGGAAUACAACAAGCCCCGAUGGCACACGGACGACAUGUUCUUCAGCAGGAGCAGUAGUAAUAGUAGUGGUGGGAACAGCGGCGGCGGAGGCGUCUGGGGUCGGAGAAGGUCGCUAGUGAUGGGGAGGGAAAACGCAGAGCUGGACCUGCAGACGGACUGGAAGUUAUGCGCCACGCUGCUCGGUCCCGCGACCAUGUUCAUCCCCGCCGAGCACCAAGCAGCAGCACGGGCGACGUCGCGCUCGACGAAACGCGCGCUAGCUACGGAACACGUCUGCACCUCAAUCCGGUGUCCUGGAUGCGGGGCUACCGCCGAAGCGAUCCGGGAGAAGCUCGCGGAUGAGUUCGCCCCCUUGGGUCUGGUUCAAGCGGCGCCGGGUGAGUGCAGCGUAUUCCGCAUCGGCCAGGAGCGCGGAGCUGUGCACUCGGAGCCCUGCAUGAGCAAAGGAGACCGGAUAUUCGUCAACGUCGUGCCGGGCAAGGAAGAUGAGCUAUCCUCCCUUCUAGCCAAAUGGGGAAUGAGUUAUCCAAGGUCAUGGUUUAUCGCACCGGGCUUUCUACGUGGCCAUGGAUUAACAUGAUUUAGGUAGUGAGGUAUAUGCUUAGGAAUUAACAAGAGUUUAAUAAUGUAGUAAAUUAAGCAUCGGUGUUAUUACGGGCCCUAUUAAGAGGAAAGGAAGAUUUGCGAUGAGAGUAGGAGACAUAGAUCAACCGAGAUCGAAAGGGGGGGAGGGGAG